Messenger RNA from Papilio machaon (common yellow swallowtail), 894 nucleotides. It is a transcript of the gene sra, whose product is annotated as protein sarah. The transcript has a single exon. NCBI's taxonomy places the organism in Eukaryota, Metazoa, Arthropoda, Insecta, Lepidoptera, Papilionidae. The record is from RefSeq and is a predicted model, not a curated record. Gene Ontology annotation, molecular function: nucleic acid binding; calcium-dependent protein serine/threonine phosphatase regulator activity. Gene Ontology annotation, biological process: calcium-mediated signaling. Gene Ontology annotation, cellular component: cytoplasm; nucleus. Bases 120 to 791 code for a protein of 223 amino acids.
AAAAUAUUAGAAAAAUAUUGAGACUUCACAUCUAACUAUACAAUUAUUUUUCCUGUAAACGUAACAUUAAAACGUAAACUCCACAUUAGUUUUCUUUAAUUUAAUAUAAAAUAAAUAUCAUGGCUAAUAAAGAAGACGGUGAUACCUUUGAUGAAAUGUACAUAAACCCCGAAGAUGGUAUGCCCAAUAUACACCCUAACAUAGAAGAUUUUGAACAAGAAAGUGGUUUUCAAGAAGAAACAAACGAUUUCGAUGAUUUGCCGAAAUCAGUGAUCGUUACAAAUAUCCACAGCGAUGUAUUCUCUGACGAAAAAUUAAAGAAAGAAUUAGAAGAUAUUUUUCGUAAUUUUUCAGAUAAUGUAACAUUUCAAUGGCUUCGUAGUUUUAAAAGAUUGCGCGUUAACUAUGAUAGCCCACUAGCGGCGGCAGGAGCCCGCCUGCAACUUCAUCAAUAUAAAUUCUAUAACUCUUGCAUAAACUGUUAUUUCGCACAGCCGGUGACGCCAAUUUCAUUGAAAAAUUUAAAACCACCCGCUCCCGUGAAACAGUUCUUGAUUUCACCUCCGUCAAGCCCCCCAGUGGGUUGGGAGCCUCGUGAAGAAGGUGAGCCUAUUGUGAACCCCGAUCUGUUGGCGGCCAUAGCAAGCCUGGCUCCCGGAGAGAGUCAUGAACUCCACGCACCAACACCCACUCAGCCUGCCAUCAUAGUGCACACAGCAUUCAAUGUGGAACCCAACUCUGAAAAUUGUUUAAGUCAACCUCUUCCACAUACUCGUUGUCCGGAGUAUUGAUGUUUUCUAUGAAUAGGAUUUUUCAAUGUUAAUGCUUUUUAUUCCAUCAAUUUACAACAUGGUAAAUGUUUUUGCCAAAUAUACAUGUGUAUAUCUUUUUUGA